AUGUACGGUACAAAAGUUAGUAACUAUCCAGAUAGAUUUAUUAAUAAAGAAGAAGAAAUUACAUUAGAAGAGAAUGGUAUAACCAUUAAAGAUUUAAAUAUAUUAAUUAAUGAUAUCAUUGAUGUAUCUGAAAGUGCUGAUAUAUUAGUCAAAGGAGUUAGUGUAACCCUUGGAGAAAUACCUUUGACUACACUUAACAAGACAUUAAGUAAACAUCUAGAAACAUUGGAAAUAAUUAAAAAGGAAAUAAAAAGCUUAGAGAAAAGAAAUAGACUAAUAAUUAGUAAGAUAAAGAAAGAAGAUGACAAAGAGAAAGAGCUGGAAAAGAAAAUCAAAGAAGAGACAAAACCAGCUGGAAGAAAAACAGAAUUAUUAUAUUUCAUUUAA
Molecule: messenger RNA, 387 nt
Organism: Entamoeba dispar SAW760
Lineage: Eukaryota; Evosea; Mastigamoebida; Endamoebidae
Exons: 1
Coding region: 1-387 (128 amino acids)
Source: RefSeq, a predicted model, not a curated record